Molecule: messenger RNA, 528 nt
Organism: Symbiodinium natans
Lineage: Eukaryota; Dinophyceae; Suessiales; Symbiodiniaceae
Source: the annotation of a GenBank genome assembly
AUGCCGUAUGAAAAGAUCGCGGUUACCGAUGCAGACGUGGGCGCAUUCCAGCACCGGUACUACUUCAAGAAGCAUGGUGCCCAGCUUCCACCAAAGGUGUGGAAGGAGUUCAAGGCCUUGAGGAGGCAGGUUCACUUGAAUGAGGGCGAUGUUCAUGCGCGGUCCUUCUAUCAAGUGCGGCUUCAGGAUGAUGGGGCUCCUACGCCGAAGAAUGUAAGCAACACGCUCGUCCUGGCAGGCAGCUAUGGCUUGAACGACAGCGCUUUGACCGAGUUUGGGACCACGAACACCGAUGGCUUCCAAGUAGCCAUGGUGGACAACACGGAAAGCAAUGAUUUCCGAGGCAGGCUGCCCUACAAGGACUGCUUUGCCAUAGCGGGCAGUGACGUGGACGUCGCAGAUGCGAUCAAGUUUCUGGUCAGCUGCAAGGCGCCCUACAAUGACCCCGAGAACAUCCGGAACUUGUGCGGCGCGCGGCGUGGUAAAGGCGAAGGCAAGGGCAAGGGGAGACGCCCGGCACCGUACUGA